Molecule: messenger RNA, 612 nt
Organism: Biomphalaria glabrata
Lineage: Eukaryota; Metazoa; Mollusca; Gastropoda; Planorbidae
Exons: 1
Coding region: 1-612 (203 amino acids)
Source: RefSeq, a predicted model, not a curated record
AUGACACAUGAACUGAGGCAGACAGUGAAUGAGUCACUGGUUAGGACAGUGAAUGAGACAGUGGAUGAGAUAGUGGUAAAGAAAGUAGAUGAGACAGUGAAUGAGAAAUUGGAUCAGAAUGUAAAUGAGAUAGUGGAUAAGAAAGUGAAUCAGAAAGUGAAUGAGAAAGUGGAAAAGAAAGUUGAUCAGAAACUAGAUGAGAUAGUGGAUAAGAAAGUGAAUCAGAAAGUGAAUGAGAAAGUGGAAAAGAAAGUUGAUCAGAAACUAGAUGAGAUAGUGGAUAAGAAAGUGAAUCAGAAAGUGAAUCAGAAAGUGGAAAAGAAAGUUGAUCAGAAACUAGAUGAGAUAGUGGAUAAGAAAGUGAAUCAGAAAGUGAAUGAGAAAGUGGAAAAGAAAGUUGAUCAGAAACUAGAUGAGAUAGUGGAUAAGAAAGUGAAUCAGAAAGUGAAUCAGAAAGUGGAAAAGAAAGUUGAUCAGAAACUAGAUGAGACAGUGGAUCAGAAAGUGAAUCAGAAAGUAGACGAGAAAGUGGAUGAGAAAAGUAAAUUGACCUCCCCCACUUUGCACAGGACAUUGUGGGCUUCAGCGGGUCGCCCUCAUCGAUUUAAGUAA